AAUAUUUUACAGGCGUUUAGAAAUUUACAACAUGAACUGGUCCAUGGAUGAGGGCCUAGACAACAUGAUCAUCAGUGGAGCCCUGUACGGAGUGCCUAUUGCUGUGGUGCGGGACCGGAAGCAGUUUGGCAGGAUUGCAACCACUGCCAAACCUGUCAUAACAAUUUACAACUGUGUAGGGAAUGUUAUAUCAAAGAUUUUGUGGAACAGCGGAGUCCUGGUCCACAUGGGCUGGUCGGACGGGGAGCAGCUGCUGUGUGUGCAGGAGAGCGGAGAUGUGCUCGUUUAUGACAUGUUUGGCGCCUACCAGAAGACAUUCAAUAUGGGGCAAGAAAUUAGGGACACUAAGGUCAGCAAAGCACAGCUGUUCCCAAAUAGGACUGGCUCUAACACCAACCGCUGAGCAACAUCUCCGAGCCCAAAGUCAGGCCCGUACCAGAUCUGCCAC
This is a messenger RNA of Cydia splendana, 448 nucleotides long. Its product is annotated as vacuolar protein sorting-associated protein 16 homolog. The transcript has 3 exons. Gene Ontology annotation, cellular component: cytoplasm; lysosomal membrane; HOPS complex. Gene Ontology annotation, molecular function: actin binding. Gene Ontology annotation, biological process: endosomal transport; vacuole fusion, non-autophagic; intracellular protein transport. The record is from RefSeq and is a predicted model, not a curated record. Bases 32 to 403 code for a protein of 123 amino acids. NCBI's taxonomy places the organism in Eukaryota, Metazoa, Arthropoda, Insecta, Lepidoptera, Tortricidae.